AUGUCCUUUGGGGAACCACAACCGGUUCAAGUAGCAUUUGGCUUGAGGAGCUACGGGAAGGUAAAGGACGGGAGUGGGAAAAAGGAGAACAGCAUUUCCGAUGAGGAAUGGCAUAUUCACAUGGCCCAGAGGGGAGAGUACAGUGCCUCUGAGGAACUAGCCGAGUACGAGAAACUCUCGGACCAGGUGAAGAUCAGUGAGGAAGCCCUGAGAGCAGACGGCUUCGGAGAGAAUCCUUUCUAUUGCUGUUUGGUGGCUGAACUUCUUCCCGCCCCCGGGGAGCCACAGGGCCCCUGUGUGGUGGUGGGCUAUGGGCUAUACUACUUCAUCUAUAGCACUUGGAAGGGACGCAAUGUUUAUCUGGAAGACAUCUACGUGAAGCCCGAAUACCGGGGUCAGGGGAUCGGUUCCAGAAUAAUCAAAAAGGUGGCUGAGGUGGCCCUGGAAAGGGGCUGCUGCCAGUUGCGUCUCACAGUCCUGGACUGGAACAAGGGGGCCAUGGACUUGUACAAGGCCCUGGGUGCCCGAGACCUGACUGAAGCCGAGGGCUGGCACUCCUUUCGCUUCGAAGAAGAGGCGAUGAGGGAGUUGGCAGGAAAGUGA
Messenger RNA from Puma concolor (puma), 603 nucleotides. The record is from RefSeq and is a predicted model, not a curated record. NCBI's taxonomy places the organism in Eukaryota, Metazoa, Chordata, Mammalia, Carnivora, Felidae.